CGGUUAUUCCUCCAAACCCGAAAUUCUUUUCAUCGUUAUUAAAAUGAAGACGCAGUAUUGCCAACUGUUUCUGCUAGCAUUGUCACUGGGUAAGAGCCAGAGCUGUUACACUUGGCUUCUCCUUUGACAUUCCAUUGAGCAUGAAAGAGUUUGCAGAACACUCUGACCUUGUAAUGCAUUAAAGGAGUAGAUGUUAAGGGCAAAAGGAUGUUGCUAAGUACAUUCGGGCUCCGCAUGGCAAUGAGACUCGCUCGCUCAUCUAAAGACAAAACAAAGGACGAAUCAUUCUCCAGGAAGCAGAUGAGUGGUACACACGGAUACCUCUUUCUCCUCAUGGGCAUCUCUAUGGCCACGAACUUGAACACUAGUUUGCUAACGGAAAAGGUCUUUAGGUGUCAGAACUUUGCCAACAAGUGUCUGGUGGCCUACAUGUUCUUCAUAUCAGUGGCAUCAUUCGUGGCUCUAUUUCUCUGCGAGUUGGACUUUUCGACCAUGGUAAUGAGUGAAUGGAUGUUGGUGACGUCUCACUCAAUGCAUGUACUCGUGGGCAUGUUUGGCAAUGGCAUGAUGGCUCGCAACAUCUUCAUCCUGGGCUACGGGAUAAACGGGGCGUUGGAGGCGUUCAUCUGUUUUUCAGCCGCUGGCGUUGUCUCUAAACUAUUUCUCAAUUCAACCUACUCUUUGAUAUACACAGGGUUCCCUGCUGGUUCCAUUUUUUUGGGAACCACCCAGACUAUACUGAACCGUGUAGUUGGAACCAGUACAAUUUCGCAAAUGAGAAAGAACCUGGUAUUAUGCCACGGAAUUCAUGCUUUAUUAUCAUCCGUAGCAGGCAUUUGGGCGACCUUUCUCUACAUCAAAUAUGGGCAUUCUGUCAAGGAAGAUGACAAAAAGGAUGAGGGUGAAGAGAACAAGACUGAAGAUGAAAAGAAGUCCGAGAGUGAAAACAAGAAGCUCAGUGUUGGCCAAAAAAUUUUACAGACUAUUGAAAGUUUUAAAUAUGCAAGGUACUACUACUCGAGGCUCAUUUUGGUCGUUUGUGCAUAUUUCCUAAGGUAUUUUUUCUUUCCUUGUCUCAUUCCAUUUGUACUGGACAUUCCACACCAUAUCAAGCUCAUAUGUUCUCUCUCACUCAUUCUUUCAGAGUUCAUAUCAAAGCUAAACACUGUGGGUGUCAACGAGACUAUAAAUCCAUCAGAGAAGGAGCCUUCCCAGUCUCAUGCCAUGUUCUUGCUAAUGAGGGAUGCCUAUCUACACUUUACGAUAAUUAUCUGCAUUGCAUCUUCGUCAUUUGUCUUAUGGUCCUCUUUGACUGGCAGGUAUCACUUUUCAAAGUCACCCAUAUUCAUCUUUUGCUUUAUCAUAACAAUGGGAAUAUCAUAUGGUUACUUGUCAACCAGAUCUAUUAACGGCUGUAAGCCUGUGCUGGACUAUUACACUAAACAGCUGGAUAAUAAUGGAAAACCGAUGGUAGAAGAAAAGGUUGCCAAUGGCUCUGGAGUCUCAGAUGUUGCCACUCUUACAAUCAAUGUGGCUCUAAUGUUCAUUUCAGUCUUUUCAGAUACCACCUAAGGGCUCAUAUUAAAGUAUAAAGGUUCUAGAGCCUACAUUCUCAACAACAGUAAAGGAGAUUUGUCCAUUAAAGCUGUGGAUGCUCUACUA
Messenger RNA from Theileria equi strain WA, 1662 nucleotides. RefSeq lists its product as hypothetical. The record is from RefSeq and is a predicted model, not a curated record. The coding region runs from base 208 to 1572 and encodes 454 amino acids. NCBI's taxonomy places the organism in Eukaryota, Apicomplexa, Aconoidasida, Piroplasmida, Theileriidae. The transcript has a single exon.